Messenger RNA from Daucus carota subsp. sativus, 2099 nucleotides. Its product is annotated as auxin-responsive protein IAA32-like. NCBI's taxonomy places the organism in Eukaryota, Viridiplantae, Streptophyta, Magnoliopsida, Apiales, Apiaceae. Gene Ontology annotation, molecular function: protein binding. The transcript is spliced from 5 exons. The record is from RefSeq and is a predicted model, not a curated record. Bases 566 to 1144 code for a protein of 192 amino acids. Gene Ontology annotation, cellular component: nucleus. Gene Ontology annotation, biological process: regulation of DNA-templated transcription.
UAGUUGCAUAAUUUCCUAUCACUUGCAUAAAAUUGUAUCUCUGAUGAAAUUUUGGUGAAGAUAACCCACUCCUACGAAAGAUAUUGUGAUAUUUUAGAAGAUGGGAAAUGCUUCAAAUAUGACAAUAAAAUGUAAAAUGUAUCUCUGUCUUUUACUCUAAGAACGGGCCACACGAUGAGAACUUGAUUAUCUUCCUGUGCUAGUAAAUUGCAAUGUGGUAGGCAUUUGCAAAUGUUUUCACAGCAGUAAUACACAUGUCAGUCAAAAACUUCACUAUCAUGAUGAUGGCCUGUCUUCUUGCUUUGAUCAGUCAUGUGUCAGAACUCAGAACACAAUCUGUUUAGAAACAUCUCUGUAGCUCUGUCGGGUAGCAGCAUCCAAACCAAGUUUUCCCUUGGAUCGCGACGCCCAUUCCUUGUUUCUUCUUCUCUGCAGAUCCUUUCUUCCUCUGGGAGGUUCUGCAUGUUAAUUUUGUCAGACUGCAUUAACUUCUAACUAGCUCAGCGAUGAUCGAUAAUGUGGAAAAUUCACUUCAAACAUAUUUCUGAUUCACGGUAGUUUAUCGAUGAAUCCAAUGGACACCAACCACUUAGGGUAUUUUGCAAGUCAUGGAAAUCUAUCUUCUGUGUAUUAUCAAGGGAAAGAAGAUGGUAAUAUGAUUGACUUGGGUCUUAGUCUUAGAACUUUGCAGCCACAGGCUUAUCAUCCAUCUGAAAAUGAAGAUUACGGAGACCUGAUAGACUGGCAGGAGCUGCAUCCACAGCUGAGAACAGACUUUGAGUUCACUAGAAAUUUAAUAUAUGAUUCUGCUGACUCCACUGAUGGAGCUCAGAGCAAAUCACGGUGUGCUUAUGUCAAGGUUAAUAUGGAUGGUGUAGUUGUUGGUCGCAAAAUAUGUGUGCUUGAUCUCUCUGAUUACUCCAGUCUCGCAAUGCAACUUGAAGACAUGUUUGGUCCACAGUCUCUAUCAGGAUUACAUCUUUUUGAUACAACAUCAGAGUUUUGCUUGUUUUAUAAAGAUAGAGAUGAACAAUGGAGGAUUGCUGGUGAUGUCCCUUGGAGGGAAUUUGUAGAUAGCGUGAAGCGGCUAAGGAUUGUUCAUAAGAAUGAAGUUGGAAUGUCUGCUUCUGCAUCAUUUUCGUAGAGCUCUCUUGCAUUUACCUCUGAGUUCAGAUGAUGAAAGAGAUACAAGGAUUAUAAAGAAUAUCUCCACAAACUAGCCAAAUAAAAAUCUGCAAGAGUUAUGUUUUAGCUUUAUACCUUAGAAGAGUUAACAAAUCUGAGUUUACUGCCAAAACUUCUGAGGGCUUUAAAAGUUUCUCAGAGGGGGCAUUUUAUCAAUGUUUGCAAGCCUUCUCAAGCUAUAUAUCAGAUACGAAGCACAUUGUUUGAAGUGAUGUUCUGAAUAAAAUGUAGAUAAAGAUUUCAAGGUUCAGCUCUAAUGCUGAAGUUUUUGGAGCAUUUGGUUCCUAGAUUAGUACUAUUUGCUUUCCUAUAAUUUGUUGUACUGUCACUCAGAAUCAGCAAGAGAGCCUGUCGUGUAUGCGUGAAUAUUUAAAUUUCUGCAACCGAACAUUACAGAAAAAACAUGUCUACUAUUAUUUCUCACCAACAUGUUUUCUUAUCCUAAUCUCUAUCAUGAUAAUACAACAGCAGCAGAGUUUCUGCUACAGAUAGACUCUAAAUUGUGCUUAAAAAUCUCAACAAAUUCGCGAAGACCACGUAGGCCUAAGCAGCUUCAACCACCGCAGCCUCCUCCACAGCCCGCGCCACAGCCAGCAGCAUACGUCUCAUUGCUGGCAUCCUUCUCCCUCGAUGCACCGUCUGCACACGACAGAAUCACUGCUGAGAUGAAACAAAUGGACACCACAAGUGCCCACAGAAGGAGCAAUAAGCUGCCUAAGCCUUGGAAAUUUGUGUUGCUACUGGCUCUGCCACCUUGUAAGUUGGCUACAUGGAUCCAGGCUCUCACCAUCUACUAUCUGGUGCGUCUGAAAUUAUGUUGCAGCUGCUUAUUGGUUUAAAUGAGCAAAGCCCACAGGUUUCUUAUCUUUUAUAUGUAACUACUAGUCUAGGACGUAACGAAAUGUCACUUAUAU